This is a messenger RNA of Amphibalanus amphitrite, 2409 nucleotides long. Its product is annotated as innexin shaking-B-like. Lineage: Eukaryota; Metazoa; Arthropoda; Thecostraca; Balanomorpha; Balanidae. Bases 331 to 1614 code for a protein of 427 amino acids. The record is from RefSeq and is a predicted model, not a curated record. The transcript has 4 exons. Gene Ontology annotation, cellular component: plasma membrane; gap junction. Gene Ontology annotation, molecular function: gap junction channel activity.
AGUCGGCCGGCGGGAGCCGCACGGGCCGGAUCGGUCGGUGGCAGCGGCCGUGCGUCAGGUGUGCAACACGGGACAGCGACUGCCACAUUCGACUGAUCUUCAUACGCAUUCGAGCUUGUGUUUCUUCAUGUGAAAGAGUGAAUAGUUGUGUUGAACAAACCACAUUGCUAAAUCUCUCAUCAUCCUGGUGAAAUAGCACGUUUUUGCACUCGUUUUGAUACGUCGAUUUACGUGGAAACAUUUACUAGCCCGUACUUGAUCUCAAACAGCAAGAACAUUAUCUAUGCAGCGUUUUUUCUUUCUUUAUGCUCUUGAUAAUGCCAGCGACCAAUGAGAAUGAAGGAGGCUACCGGGAAUGUUUGUAAAGCAGAAAACCGACGCACUGAAAGAUAUUGCGUGGGAAGGGAGUCGUUUGUGAUUUUGGCUGAUCCAGAGAUCUGUGUUGCUGUGGAUUUGAGAUUUUAUUGUCUGAGGCCGUUAGAACACUUUCCCUUCAUAGGCGCAAUGCUGGAUAUCUUUCGGGGGCUCAAGAGUUUUAUCAAAGUCAGCCAUGUUAAAACGGACGCAACAGUGUUUCGGAUACACUACUCGGUGACCGUGUUAAUUUUGAUAUCGUUUUCACUUUUGGUGACCACGCGACAGUAUGUCGGAAAUCCAAUCAACUGCAUACACUCCAAGGACAUUCCUGAAGAUGUGGUCAACACUUUUUGCUGGAUUCAUACAACAUACCAUGUUCCGUCUGCGUUCAACCUCAAAGUUGGCAAAACGCCAGGAGACCUGGGCGAGAUCGUGUACCCAGGUAUCGGCAAGCCAAAAGAUCCAGACGACGUGAGGUACAUCAAGUAUUACCAGUGGGUCUGCUUCUGCUUGUUCUUUCAAGCGAUCCUGUUCUACAUCCCGCGGUGGCUCUGGAAGAACUGGGAGGGCGGGAAGAUCCACUCUCUGCUUCUCGACAUGGACAUUGGCCUCGUGGCAGACGUAGAAAAGAAACAAAAGAAGAAGAUGCUUCUCGACUACCUGCACAUCAACCUGUGCCAUCACAACUGGUGGUUCUACAAGUUCUUCUUCUGUGAGCUGCUCGCCCUGGCAAAUGUCGUAGGUCAGAUAUUUCUGAUCGACCGGUUCUUUGACGGCGAGUUUCUGACGCUGGGCCUAGACGUGAUCGCCUACGCGGAGCAGGACCCGGAGCUGCGCAUCGACCCGCUCGUCCGCGUCUUCCCACGCAUGACCAAGUGCAUCUUCCGCAAGUACGGGCCGUCGAGCAACAUCGAGGUGCUGGACGUGCUCUGCAUCCUGCCGCUCAACAUCGUCAACGAGAAGCUGUACCUGUUCCUGUGGUUUUGGUUUCUGAUCCUGGCCGGCCUGACGCUGCUCAACAGCAUGGCGCGCCUGCUGCUCAUGGUCAGCCCCAAGCUGCGCGCCGUCUCGCUGCAGAUGCGGCUGCGGUUCGUCAGCCGGGACGCCAUCAGCGUCAUCAUCCGCCGGUCGCGGAUCGGCGACUGGUUUCUGCUCUACAUGCUCGGACAGAACAUGGACGCCGUCAUCUUCAGCGAGGUGAUGUGCGACCUGGCCCGGCGCCUCGGACACAAGGGCAAGGACUACUCGGAGGCCUGAGACAGGAACGGCCGUGCGGGCUCGCAGGCCCCCGCCCGGGUCUGAGCGCCUCAUGCCAGGACGCGGCCCGGUCCUGGUGCACGUGCCGUUCCCGUCACCGCCGUCGGCCGACUCCGUCUCGGCGUCACACUGGUUCCCGCGCAGCUGCCGAACAGGGUCGAUGAUCGACCAACCCGCCGGCGCCGGCGGCACAGCGGCCGUCCAGGCACCCGGCCGGCACACCCGCCUGCGGUCGGCCCCCAGAAGUCGCAGUUUAUUUUGCCCGCUUUGUGUGUUUGAAUUGGUUUCAGUUGCGAUGACAGACGUGCUCUUGUCUUUCCCGUGUGCGCGGGCGGCCUCUGCCGCCUGUGCUAUCCGAGGAGCCGAUUCGUGCCUUCGUCUGCGUUGUCCUGCGUUGCGUGGUGAUUGAUUGCGUAAUGCUUCAAUUGAGCAGUGCACAUGUGUUGGCAGUGUUGAGUUGUUCUUACUGUGGCCGAUUGCCGAGCUGUAGGAGCGUUUUUAGAUGAGCUUCUCUUCUCGAAAAGACUAAGAGUGUCGCUAGUCACGAAAAGUAGACAUCGUAAGGGUAUCUCCAUCAUUACAUCUGCACUUGUGCUUAAAUGAAUACAAUUGAGGUUUGAACGCUGCUACAUUUGCAUGUAAAUGAAGAUAUUAUGUAGCGGCUAGAAGUGUUAUGAUACCGUCAGACGUUUCAGAACUGUGCGGUGCGGUAGUGUGUCAUUGAUACCUAUAAGCUUUUGGAGUUUCUUGUUUUACUUUAAAGAAUAAAGGACAAGAUCGCGUUCGUGAUGCCAA